Messenger RNA from Lampris incognitus (smalleye Pacific opah), 1649 nucleotides. Its product is annotated as cerebellar degeneration-related protein 2-like. The coding region runs from base 139 to 1512 and encodes 457 amino acids. NCBI's taxonomy places the organism in Eukaryota, Metazoa, Chordata, Actinopteri, Lampriformes, Lampridae. The record is from RefSeq and is a predicted model, not a curated record. The transcript is spliced from 6 exons.
AGCAGCCGGACGGGCGCGUGCACCUGCCACCACCACCACGGGAAAAUUUGGUUUUACCCCCCCCCGAUGGGAAAAGGGAAACAGGCCCAAAUAAACUGACCAGGUCGCUCGGGUUGCAGCGCGUUAGCCGACUGAAAAAUGCUGGCAGACACGAUGUUGGAGGAGGGAUUCGACAUGAAGGAAGAGGAGAUGUGGUACGACAAGAAGGACCUUGAACAUGACCUACACCUGGCAGCUGAACUGGGCAAGACCCUCCUGGAACGCAACAGGGAACUGGAGCAGGGGCUGCAGAAGAUGUACUCCACCAACCAAGAACAGCUGCUGGAGAUUGAGUACCUGACCAAGCAGGUGGACCUCCUGCGACAGGUGAAUGACCAGCAUGCCAAGGUGUAUGAGCAGUUGGACAUGUCUGCCAGAGAGCUGGAGCAGAACAACCACAAGCUGCACCUGGACAACAAGGCUGCCCAGCAGAAGAUCGAGGGGCUUACAGAAACUGUGGAGGGGCUGCAGACCCAGGUUGAGGAGCUGCAGCAUGAGAUAGAGGAACUGAAGACCAGCCCUCCUAAACCCCAAAGCAAACCUGACAAAGAGAUGUGGCGACCCCACGGCACCCAAAGCGUGUCCUGCCUAAAAGAGUUGCAAAAUGCACGCGGGUACUCUGAUCAUGAUCCUGAUGAGCUGUCUGUGCCCUCUGACCUCUCGUGGCAUGAGGAGCAGCAGGCGUCACUACGGCGAUCCCUCCGCUCCCUACAGACCAAGCUUGCCAAUGAGCGUGCUUGGAGGGAGGAAGCAGAGCGAGAGGCCAACCUGCUAGCUGGCGAAAAUUCAGCCUUGGAGCAGCAACUAGGAGUGAUGGAGGGUUGUCGGGCUAGAUUAACUGAGCUUGAGUGUGAGGCUGAGGAGCUGCGUCAGCUCUGGAGAGCAGAGUCCUCGGCUAAAUCCAGGAAGCCGGCCAUCACUCGCACGCAAGCGGCCAACUGUGUUCUUCUCAGCCCCGAGGAGGAGGAAGAAAGCGAGGGAGAGGUGACGGGGGUGAAAAGCCCACGGGCCAUGAAGCACCACGGCAGCAAGAAGCCACUUGAGGCGAAAUGGGAUCCUGACACUCUCGACAGGAUCCUGGACCACGAGCGCUCCUGUGUGCGCCGCUCCGAGGUGGUGAAGUACCGCGGCAUAUCCCUGCUCAAUGAGGUCGACGCCCAGUACAGUGCCUUGCAGGUGAAAUAUGAUGAGCUUUUGCGCCGCCACCAACUGGGGGAGCAAGGUAAGGACGGGGAGGCGCAGAGCCACAAGGCCGUCCAGACCACCUCGGCACUCCUGCCGGCCCGCUUCAUGCCAGUCUUCCAAAGCCAAGCCACGGGGACGGACGCGGUGGACAUCGGGGAUGACUUUCACCAGCCAGAGUACAAGGAGUUGUUCAAGGAAAUCUUCACCUGCAUUCGCAAAACCGUAGAGGACCUGAGUCAGAACAGGGUGAAUCCCCCGGCUGUUGAAGUCACUCCUCUUUUGCAUUAGUUACUAAAGUUAAAAAAAAAACUUUCUGUGGGAUGUUUUUCAUCUAAAGUGAGCCGAGAUCCUGAGCUGAAACGAGUGCUAAACUCGGUAUUUUGAACUCAACCCCACGACAAGGAAAGAAUCUUAGUUAAGUGUCC